This is a messenger RNA of Melospiza melodia melodia, 3289 nucleotides long. RefSeq names its product chordin (gene CHRD). The transcript is spliced from 23 exons. Lineage: Eukaryota; Metazoa; Chordata; Aves; Passeriformes; Passerellidae. The coding region runs from base 1 to 2877 and encodes 958 amino acids. The record is from RefSeq and is a predicted model, not a curated record. Gene Ontology annotation, biological process: negative regulation of BMP signaling pathway; multicellular organism development; dorsal/ventral pattern formation. Gene Ontology annotation, molecular function: BMP binding.
AUGCGCGCCGCUGCGCUGCUGCUGCUCGCCCUGCUCCCGCUCCGGCCGCUGCCCGGCCGCGCCGCCCGCCCCAAGCUCGCCCUGCCCAUCCGGCCCGACACGGAGCCGCUGCCCCCCGGCGGGGCGGCAGGCUGCGCCUUCGGGGGGCACUUCUAUGCUCUGGAGGAGACGUGGCACCCGGACCUGGGGGAGCCCUUCGGGGUGAUGCGCUGCGUUAUCUGUCACUGCGAGCCGCAGAGGAACCACCGGGGGAAGCCCGUGGGGAAAGUGAACUGCAAGAACAUGAAGCAGGACUGCCCUGUGCCUGCCUGUGCCCGGGCCACGCUGCUGCCAGGACACUGCUGUCACACCUGCCCCAAAGAGAAGAGCCCUGCACUCCGGUUUGACACCUUGGAGUACUUCCAGGAGAAGGAGGAUGACCUGGACAAGCCCUACAAUGACCGCUCCUACCUGAGCUCGGAGGGCCUGGCUCGGGAUGAUGCCCGCACAGAGUUUGUGGCCCUGCUGACGAGCGGCCCAGAGCCGUGGCACCCCACAUCCAGCGCCGUGGCCAAGGCUCGCUUCACGCUGCUGCGCUCCUCCCUGCUCUUCUCCAUCAGCUACGAGCGGCUGGGGCGGCCGAGCCGGGUGCGUUUCAGUGACCCCGAGGGUAACGUGCUGUUUGAACACCCCGUGCAGAGGAGCGCUGCCCCCGAGGAUGGCAUGCCACCGCCCAGCCAUUCCAUCCAUCACCCACAGCUCUGUGGAAUGUGGAGGACAGUGUCCAAAGUCAACGUCCAGCUGCUGCGGCGGGAACAGCUCCGCGUGUCCCUCAUCACCCGGGCACAGCCCUCCGGAGAGGUCCAUGGGCACAUCCUCAAGCACCGGGCACUCUUUGCAGAGACAUUCGGUGCCAUCCUGACCUCGUCGAACCCCUUGCACUUGGGCGCUGGGGGCAUGGCCAUGCUGACACUGAGUGACACAGAGAACAACCUGCACUUCAUCCUCAUGGCCCGGGGACUGCUGGAGCCUGGAGCAAGAGAAUCCCCGUGGGUCCCGCUGAGGGUCCGCAUCCUGCACCAGGGCCAGACGCUACGCGAGGUCCACGCCAACAUCACUGUGGAGGACCCCGACUUUGCAGAGGUGCUGAAUGACCUGUCUGCCCAAGAGCUGCAGUGGCUGGUGCAGGGGCAGCUCCGCAUCGUGGCCGAGACGGAGGGGCGGCACGCACGGCAGCUGGCUGGCACCAUCACCACCCGCCGCAGCUGUGACACCAUCCAGAGUGUGCUAUGUGGAGCAGACGCUUUGCUGCCGACCAAGACCGGGGCUGUGGGCUCAGCCAAGCUGGCGCUGCAUGAGAAUGGCACCCUGGAGUACCAGGUGCAGGUGGUGGGCACUGCCAGUGAGGUGGUGGGCAUCACACUGGAGACCAAACCCCGACGGAAAAGCAAGAGGAACAUCCUUUUUGACAUGACACCCAGCUACAAGGAUGGGCUGGCCUGGGGUGCCUGGCAGAGCCCCAGCGCCCGCGAUGCCCACAUGCUUCUACAAAACGAGCUCUUCCUCAACGUGGCCACCAAAGACUGGGCAGAGGGUGAGCUGCGGGGCCAGAUCAUCUCCCUGCCCUACAGUGGACUGCUCGCCCGCUACACAGAGAUGCCCGUGGCGCUGGCGGGGCAGCUGGUGUCCCCCCCGGUGCCCAGCGGCGCGGGGGGGCACGCCUGGCUCUCGCUGGAUGAGCACUGCCACCUGCACUACGAGAUCUCGGUGGCGGGACUGGGACGGCCGAGCGACGGCACCGUCAGCGCCCACAUCCACGGCGUGGCCGAGCUGGGGGAGAUGGGCACCCGCCCCCACCAGCACAAGCGCCUGCUCAAGGGCUUCUACAGCACUGAGGCUCAGGGCGUGGUGAAGGACCUGGAUGCCGACCUGCUGCAGCACCUGGCCCAGGGCACUGCUUUCCUGCAAGUCAGCACCAAAGCUCACCCCAAUGGGGAGAUGCGGGGACGGGUGCACAUUCCCAACCAGUGCCAUGCAGGAGGGACCCGCCUGGCCCCAGGGGAGUCUCUGGGGCAGGCUGAGCUCUCAGAGAGCACCAAGACCAGGGACCUGGAGCAGCUGAAGAAGGACCCCAACUCCUGCUUCUUUGAGGGUCAGCACCGGGCACAUGGCAGCCGCUGGGCACCUGACUAUGACAAGAAGUGCUCUAUCUGCAGCUGCCAGAAGCGCACAGUGAUCUGCGACCCCAUCUUGUGCCAGCCCCUCAACUGUACCCACCAGGUGCACCCCGAAGAGCUGUGCUGCCCCAUCUGUGAAGAGAAGAAGACAGAGCAGGAAGAGCUGAAGCUGGAGCGGGCACGGGACAGCAGCGAGGGCUGCUACUUUGACGGUGACAAGACAUGGCGAGGCUCUGGCACCCGCUGGCACCCUGUCGUGCCCCCGUUUGGCCUCAUCAAAUGUGCCAUUUGUACCUGCAAGGGCACUACAGGUGAAGUGCACUGCGAGAAAGUGCAGUGCCCACGGCUCACCUGUGCCAACCCCGUGCGCGCCAGCCCCUCUGACUGCUGCAAGCAGUGCCCAGCCCCAGAGAGGAGUGUCCCGGAGCUGGCUGACUCCAUGCAGGCAGACGCGCCGCGGUCGUGCCGCUUCGGGCGCCGCUGGUACCUCAACAACGAGAGCUGGCACCCGUCUGUGCCCCCCUUUGGGGAAAUGAAGUGUAUCCUGUGCUGGUGUGUGUCGGGGGAGACACACUGCCAGCGCCAGGAGUGCCCCCCAUCCGCCUGCACCAGCCCUGCCACGAGGGACAACCCCUGCUGUGCCAAGUGUCGUGCCCUUGAUGCCCCCUCAGACGCACGGGAGAAGGUCCAGGAUGCCAAGGUGGAGUCACGGAGCCACUGAGCAGUGACUGCUGCCCAGAGCGGGGCACGCACGCGGUGACGCUGGGUGGCACUGGGGGUCCCACUGCUCACUGGCCCUGCCCGUGCAGGGUGGGGGGCACAGAGGAGCACAGUGGGGUGCACAGGGCCUGGCCCCCAGCCUGGCCACCCCAUCUCAGCACGACUGCAAUGCCAGGACUGCCCUGCCCUUGUGCAGGGGGCAGUGGCCAGGUUCGUGGAGGUUGGGGCACCCGCUGCCCUGGCACUCCAAGUGCCCCUGGCCGGCGGGCAUCGUGCCCGUGUUGUACAUAGUGUAAAGUCCUUCUGGCCCCUGUUUGCUGCACCCACCCUGUCUCAGCCGGGUUUUUCACAUAAUUUAUGGUGCCAGUGGAUGGAGGUCAAGAUGUAUUUAUUAAAACCAGAGCUAUUGCCCA